Messenger RNA from Cuscuta campestris, 2272 nucleotides. The record is from the annotation of a GenBank genome assembly. Lineage: Eukaryota; Viridiplantae; Streptophyta; Magnoliopsida; Solanales; Convolvulaceae.
CCGAAUCCAUUUCCCCUAAACUCCCUUGUAAAAGCACCCGUGCAUUCUCCGUUAUAAUACAAAUUGGGCUACAAGUGUUCCACCUAAAGUCCUACCGGUCGAUCUGCGUGUUUUUACCUUUAUUACUUUGCCAAAUCGAACAAACUAUUCUAGACCCGGUCUAGCAUAGUCUGACCGGUCAAGUAAUUUACACCAUCAUUUUUGGCGCCACCCGUGGGACCGUUAAGGUUUCUUCUCCUAAACACAAACCUACCCACCAAAACACCAUUCGAAAUGUCUUCCAGCCAACAAAUCAACGCUACUUCUGCUCAGGUGCAGGCCACCAACGAGGGAGCCAGUAUCCCUGUGGCUGCUACCAUACCGGUCAUUUCAGCCCCGGUGUUGCCUCUGGGUCUGAGCUCUGUCCCGACGGCCAGCGUGAUCAGUCCCUUCGUGACCCCCGUCCCUUCCGCUGGACCGAGGGUCACUCCUGAUGGUCAUUGCGUCUCGAUUGAGAGCGAUGACGGCGAGUGGGACAUCCCGAGGGCCCACAAGAAGAAGAAAGGAAAAAACAUCCGGCCAGCGACCUCCCGAAACUCCGCCUUCGAAAGGCUGGGGGAUAGGGAGGAAGGCCAGAGGAAGUCAGCCAAGCAGAGGCUGGGGCAGAGUGUUGCCCAUGUCAGCGCAUUCGCCCGGCUAGGCGAGGUGCGGGAGGCCGAGCCUGCCCGCACCCGGCGCUCCCGGUCUAACCGGCAGGAGCCAGCGAGGACGAGGGCCUCCCACCAGGAAGGGGAGGCAGAAAGCCAGCCCAGGUUACCGGUGGCGAACCGGUUAACCAUCCCAAACGACCGCGUCCAGCAGAUGGAGGCAAAGCUGGAAAGGCUGGAAAAGAAGGUCGGGGAGAAGAAUGACCGGGACAAACCCCUGGCAGGGUCCCCGUUCACCACAAGGGUCCAUCUGACACCUUUCCCGCGAAAGGUCAAGAUCGACGCCCCUAGAUUCACCGGGAAGGAAGAUCCGGAGAUCCACCUGGACUCCUUCAACCAGAGUGCGACCAUGAACGAUUGCACCGAUGAAGAAAAGUGCCUACUUUUCUUCCAGACCUUGCGGAACCGAGCCACUGAAUGGUUCAAUAAGCUUCGCCCGGGAAGCAUUGACUCGUUUAGUGAUUUGGCCUCAAAAUUCAAGGCCAAGUUCCAGGAGAAUUGUACUAAGAGGAAGAAGUUCACCUAUCUUAGUACAACCGGGCAGAGGGAGUCUGAGAACCUCACUCAGUUCCUUACCCGGUGGAAGGAAGAGGUAGACAAGGUGGAAGAGAUGGAUGACAAGACCGUCCUCUCCCUCCUCUCUAAUGGCUUGCGUGCUGGGGAACUAUACAAGGAGUUCUGCCGGAAACCCCCAGCCACGUACCAAGAGGCCUACCAUACUGCAUGGGAGUUUGCUGAAGCUGAAACCCAGCUCCGGGCAAAGAGAGAAGCUGAACAUGGUCACAAGCCCAAGCCGGUGCAAGUCAAGAAGGAAGAAGCACCGGGACCUAGCCGGCCGAGGCACCACUAUGACCCGGUCAUCCGAGUGGUCAAUACAGAAGAAUCCCAAGAAGUCCGGAAAGCACCGGUCAUUCCUCCAGAAAACCCUACCGGUCAAGUAGGGCGGCAGUGGUCGGGCACCUAUUGUUCGUACCACAGGUCUGAUUCCCAUAACACCUCCGAAUGCAAGAGCGUUAAAGGGGUCAUCCGGCAGAUGAUCGAUAGUGGAGAGCUGGGCAAAGAUUACUUGCAGAAAGCCCAGGAGAAGAGUCAUCAGUGGGUUAGGCCAACUGCCCCAGGGAAUGAUCGAGACAAUGACCGGCGGAGGAAUAACCGGCCAAGGGAGCGGCAACCUGCCCCCGAAAAAGAACACAUCGGCAUGAUCUUCGGCGGACCCGAGGGUGGUGAUUCAGCCGCGCAGCGGAAGAACUGGGUCCGGAGCAUUUACGCGGGAGAAGUAAGUGCUGAACCGCCCAGGCGUAAACAUACUAGGAGGGAGCCAAUCGUCUUUACUGACCGAGAUCUCCCUCCUACCGGUGAAGAUCACAAUGAUCCAUUGGUCAUCACCAUGGACAUUAAUGGGGUAGAUGUCGCCCGGGCUUCACGGGGGACACCGUUGAAGCUGAAGGAUCCAUAGUUCUACCGGUCGAACUAGGAUCAGGUGAAAAGACCGUGUGGAAGAAGAUGCGGUUCAUAGUUGUGGACAUCAAAUGCGUCCACAACGCAAUUCUAGGAAGGCCAGGCAUCAAUAAAGUCGGGGCGGUGAU